Ostrinia furnacalis (Asian corn borer) is the source of this 6564-nucleotide messenger RNA. Its product is annotated as zinc finger protein Xfin. The record is from RefSeq and is a predicted model, not a curated record. Lineage: Eukaryota; Metazoa; Arthropoda; Insecta; Lepidoptera; Crambidae. Gene Ontology annotation, biological process: regulation of transcription by RNA polymerase II. Gene Ontology annotation, cellular component: nucleus. Gene Ontology annotation, molecular function: DNA-binding transcription factor activity, RNA polymerase II-specific; zinc ion binding; RNA polymerase II transcription regulatory region sequence-specific DNA binding. The coding region runs from base 222 to 4967 and encodes 1581 amino acids. The transcript is spliced from 5 exons.
GACGCCAUUCUACGCGCACAUGCGCAGAACGACAGGUGGUCGGCGACUCGAGCCAGCCGUCCCGACCGAACCUAUCGACUUCUCAUGCUCAUCAUCAGCCGCUUUCGUGCUCAAGCAAGAACGAUGUGCAGUGCUUUGUGUUGAAGUGCUCGUGGUGACAUGGCGUCUCUUUUAUAAGCGUUGUGGACAGUGUAAAAAGUUCAAAAUUGUGUUUAUUUACAAUGAGUGUGAAUUAUGAUCGUGUUUGUCGACUGUGCUUGUCAUCUCGAGGCGAAUUACUGCCGAUUUUUCCUACCACCAGUUCGGAUGACUCGGAACCUCCCGUUCUCGCUUCGAAAAUCAAGGAUUGCGUCUCUGUACAGAUAAGCGAGAAUGACGACCUGCCGACGAAUGUCUGCAGGAAAUGUGUGGAUAAUGUCAAUAACUGGCAUAUUUUCAAGACAGUAUGUGAAAGGACACAAAACAAAUUAGAGUUGCUGAUAAAAAAGGAUGGCAGCCAACUAGAAGAGAUAAAAAUAAAGAGUGAACCUGCUGAUGAGGCUUAUGAUGAUGGAGUGGUCAUUGAUGGGUCAUACCCUGACAAUGAGAAUGCAGCAGGUUCCAGUAAGGUGCAGCCAGAAGGUCCACCUAUCUUGGCGUCAUUGGGGCUCACUCCACGAAGUGAUAAGGGUAUCGAGAGUGAUAAAGAGGAAGAAGAGGAAGACGACGAGGAGGAGAUGAGGGAACCUCCACAGAAGUAUACCAAAGUGCCCAACAUGCCUGAGGUAUCCAUCACGGUAAUGCGGCCCACCGGCGAGACCCUGCAUGCAAGGCAAGGCAUCCAGCAGCUCGCCUCCAAGGACUGCCUCGUCUGCGGCCGCUCAUACAGGUACUCCCACAACGCGCGCCGUCACGAACUCACGUCACACAGCUUCGAUAGGUACACCAACAAAGUCGUCAACAAAAAACAACCCUCCCACAUGCAACCGAAACUAAGACCAAACCCGUUCAACCCCAAAGCCCGCCUCAUGCCAAACCCCAUCAGCCACAAAAUGCAACUCCUCAAACAACCGAUGCCUUCGAAAGUAGCACCACACAAAGUUAUCACUCCACCGAAACCGAUACUUAUUAAAACGCCUAAAGGAGCUCAAAAUAAUCUGCCGUAUCCUCUGCGCAUCAAAGCGCUUAAAGAUUUGCAAAUAAAGAAAAAGGAACCGCAAAUUUUGAAGACCCUCCUAACGUCCAAACCAGAAGUUCUCGUGUCCGAACCUGAAAUUGUUAACUCGGGCCCAGAAAGUCCCGAAACGUUGAUUUCCGAACCAGAAAUUGCAUCUUUCCAAGUGGAAACCAUUUUGUCAGAGCCGGAUGGAUUCGACCACCAGGGUGAUGGUGAUGAAGAAAUGGACGGCGACAUGACUAACAACCAAGGUCAAAACUAUGACACGGUCGACAUGGAAUCGGACAACGAAAUAGAGAUAGCGCGUGAGCAGGAGAAUGAAGGAGAAGUUGAAGGUGAAGACGAUGAUAAUAAUGCCGAAGAUGGAGAAGAACAUAACCAAAAUGAUGAAGAAAUUAAUCACUAUGAGCAAAAUAGUGAAAACGAGAAAGAUCCAGCAGAAGAAAAUGAACCAGAACACAGUGAAGAGCAUAUCGGCAUCGAUGAAAGUGACCUCCAAGCUGCAGAGGAAAAUCAAGAAAAAGAAGAUGGAAUCGAGGACGGUGAUAAUGAUCAUGAAAUGAAUCACGAUGAGAUUAGGGAUGAAGAUGACGAUGAUCUCCCUCCGAUGGAAAUAGCACCAGAAGUAGAAAUAAAUGAGGAUAUGCAAACAAAUUCCUACAACAGUGAAGUUAAUGAGGAGGAGGAGGAGGAACUUGAAGAAUCUGCUGAUCUAAAUGACACAGCAGAAGAAGGCGUCAAAGAACUGGAUCCUGACAAGUUGUACGUCACUAAAACACAAAGAGAUUUCAUUCUCAAAUAUCGCGACAUCAUCCAACAAAUCAAUACAAAACGGUGUCUAUGUUGUGAUCGUGAGCAUCCCCGGAGAAAGGCGGUCAUCCAACAUUUGCAAAAGAAUGGACACAAAGUUCCUAAACACACCUGCUACAACUGUGUUAUAACCUUCGGACACAUUGGCGCCCUGCUCAGCCACAUGAGGUCCAACAGUUGCACAGAUUUAUGGAAAAUAAUCUACAACGAAAAUGGAAUAACUGACGACCUAGUAUUGGAAGAGCCAAAGGAUAAUAAAGUCCAGUAUAAGGACAUCUUUAACGCAAGAUCUUAUGCUUGCAAAUUAUGUCCAGCCAAGUUCCAAUUAAAGCAGUUCAUAAUGAAACAUGUUUUGGAUGUUCAUGAAGAUGGCCAGUCUAGGGUGCCCCUCCACUGCGUUCAUUGUAGAGCACGAUUCAAAGAUAAAAGUCUUAUCAAAAAACAUAUCCGUAACGGUGAAUGCACAGUCAUAAUAUCAUGUGAUUUGUGUUCUGAAAAGUUUGUCAAUAUGCAAGAUUUCAAUGAUCACGCUUUGGCCGUUCAUGCCGGAAGCUUUGACUCUGAUAGUCAAAAUAAGUGUGUUGAUGGACGACCCACAGAUUGUUCGCUUUGUGGAAAAAAGAAUAGUAGCUAUCCAAAUUUGAUAAAACAUUUAAAGAUGGUUCACAACGAGGAUAAACCACAUUAUUGUCAACACUGUGAUGGCAAAUUUGAACAAGCUACUGAUCUUAACAAACAUAUUUACACUGAGCAUUCUGAUAGGACCUUGGGUAUGCAAAGCACCGAACCUGAUAUGUCCUUGGUCAAGGAAGAAGCUGAGGAAUAUCAUUAUUCGUGUACUGAGUGUAAUGCCAUAUUCGAAACCGUUGACGCUUGGACGGAUCACCAGGUCGCUGAACAUAAUCAAGUCGCUCAUCAUUGCGACCAGUGUGACAAGAAGUUCUUACGUCCAUCUGAGCUCGCCGAGCAUAAGAACACCCAUCUGCGUGUCAAAUUUUAUCCUUGCAGCGUUUGUACAAAUUCCUACAGUACUCCACAAAAACUUUCAGAACACGUUCAACAAGCUCACCCAGGCGCUGGGUCAUUCCCGACGAUGGAUUCAGAGUUCUAUUGUGACAUAUGCAUACGAUCAUUCAAAAGUCGUCAAGCAUAUUCUAAUCACAUGCGCAUUCAUGCUAAAGUGCCCACGACCAAUAGAAAACCCGGAGAACCAAAGGGUUUUGCUCCACAAAUCAUUGGCAAACCAAUCAAAUCGUUUACUGCCGUACAACCUGGUUUUGUAGCCUUCAAACCAAAUUGCAAUGUUCCUAAUGCUCCUUACUGUUGUGAUAUAUGCGGCAAAGGAUUUAUGCACAAGAAGAACAUUUGGAAACACAAGAAAGUGCUUCACGCUGACCUCAUCAACGAUAGGAAUGACAGUGAAGAAAAUACCAUGCAAGCGUCCACAGAAGACGAUGAAUAUAAUGCAGAUGAAAGUGGAGCCAUUCUGUCGACGCCACAGUUUAAUAGUUUCAACUUCACGAACUUUGCCAAUAACGUUCAACAAUCGACGCCUCAGGGUCAAGAUCUGCUGCCAUUCUCGUGUGAACUUUGUUUCAAACGGUUUCCUCUUCGAACCAGUUUGUGGAAGCACAAGCGAGCCAAACAUGGAAUAUCUGGAUCUGAUAACCAGCAGCCAAGCGAAGCUGGUAGCAGAUCUAGUUGCACGAUUUGUAAAAUUACCUUUUCAGAUAAGAAGUCAUACUACCGUCACAGGAAGAAUGUUCACAAAUCGUCAUCCCAGAUGUGUAAGAUCUGCGGCAAGCCACUGAAUUCGACAUUGGAGCUGUAUGAACAUCUCAAAGCUGCUCACGCACGCGAACUAUUAGGCUAUAAUGCGAACCAAGGCAAUAAUAGCAAGAUGCAGGAUAACGAGCAAGAAUUAGAUGCAGAUUACGAAAAUGAUCAAGACUCGGCGGACCCGAGUGUAGAAUAUCAAGCUAGAUAUCCUUGCGACACAUGCGGCAAACAGUUCGUGGGAAUGCUUGCGUUACAAAACCACCAGUGUAUCAAUCAGGUCCCUUCCCAACCGCAAACCUUCGACUGCGAAAUCUGUCAUAAGAGUUACACAUCGAUCGCGGCGCUCAAGAGCCACCGAGGCUGGCAUCUGCGUUCGCCGGACGGCAAAGCGGCCGCCAACAACACCGGGCUUUGGAUGCCUCAGCACAAAGUGACCAGCAAGGUCAGCAAACACGAGGUCGUCGAUCCGGUCCAACUCGCCCGCGUGUCGCACUCGUCGCCCGCCGCCGCCGUCGCCGCCAAGCGAAGGUUACCACCGGAGGUCGAAGUGACGGUCGUAAACCCAAACAAAAAGUUGCGGUCGGAUGACUCCGUAGAAAUGGAUCAGAACAUGUCCGGCGGCGUCGAAGACAGAUACUGCACGAUAUGCGACAAAGAGUUCACGAAGCGCGCCGCGUACCUUCGCCACAUGGAUGAGGUGCAUCAACCCAACUCGGUGUUCUGUCCCGUCUGUGAGAAGAGUUUCACGCGGAAGUCGACUUUGCUGGUUCAUAUGAAGAAGCAUUACGAAGGCGGCGAGGGUAGCUCGUCCGGGGCGGUUCAAGAAGAGGAGGAGAAUCACGCGUGUGAUUUAUGCGGAGCUCAGUUUGACAGCGAGAAGGCGUUGAAGGCCCACCUGACGAGGCACCACGGGGAAGAUUCGGGGGAGUCGGAUGACGACGGUAGCGUGCCGGUGUCGCAGCCGGGCGAGUUCACUUGCGGCCAGUGCGGCGACGGCGUGGCCACCCCGCGAGACUUGAUCGCGCACCGCACGAUGCACGCGACGCCCACCAAAUUCGUCUGCAACAUCUGCAAAGUCUACUUCGCCCGAGCCCUCGACCUGUCUUCUCACACUCGUGCGAGGCACGCGGACAACGAGAAGGUGUACUUCCCCUGUGCCAUGUGUGACCGUUUCUACAUGAACAAGAAGAGUCUGCAGCGACACAUCGAGAUGGCUCAUUGAGCGGUCUCUCAUGAUUGGUAAACAUUCUGGAAAUGAUAAAGCAGAGCUUUGUUAGUUUCACGAGUUUACUUCGCGUCGCAUUAGUGUAGGCGUCCAGAGACAAGUGAAUUAUAUUCAUUGUAAAUUGAUCUUUGGAUCGGACACUGUCGUAUGUGUGAUGAUAUUGCUAAGUUAUUGAGAUGUCAUUCCUUGACUAUUGUUGGUUUUCGUAAUAAUAAAUUAAUUAAUAUAGGGAUUCUUAUUUCUCUUUCUUAUUAUUCUUGUCGUGUUAAGUCUCUGCUCACUCUAUUGUGUUAUUUAUUGUAUUGUGAAUACGAAGACUUGGGAUUUGGAUCGUUAGUAGUUUAUGAAGCAUGCAUUACUUUUCUUCUAUGAUUGUAUGUAGUACUUAUAAUUAUUAAUUUUGCAAUUAUGUUUAUUAACAAUCGGCAAAAUCUUAAAUGUUUUUUAUUGGAAUCUUGGGCCAAAAUUUUGAAACGUAGUCACCAAAAUCAGUCAAUAACCAGUGUGUUAGAAUUUAAUUAAGGUUCGUUUUACAUGUAAUUUUCUAAAAUCUAUUUUUGUGAGAUCUAAUCGAUCUUGGUGAAUAAAUAUUUAAUUUUUAAAUGAUGAUACUUUUAGUUUUUAAAUGUAAAUAUUUUUUCUAUAACGUCAAUGUAAUUUAGGGGUUAGACUAGAAUAUUGACUUGGAUUGAAAAUGGAACGGUCGUUUAAGUUUUUAAAAUGUACUGAUUAUUUUUAGUAAUUACAAGUGUAUAUUUUAUACAAAGUAAAUAACCACUUAGGGCAUGUCUCCUCAUCUAUGGUGAGAUGAUGAAUUGUAUACUAACAACAUACCGUGGUAUGAUUUUUAAAUAUGGAUGAUAAGCAUUGGCCUAAAUAUUCAAGUACUUGUGAUUAUUUUUGCACUCACAUUCUGAAUAUUAGUUUAUUUUACUAUCUGCAUGCUGUUUAUAAAACGCACAUUCAACUGUAUCUAUCCAUGACCAGUGCCAAAAUAGCUUGUUUGUUUUGACUCCAUAGAAGUAUAUUAAUGUAAGUAUAAAAAGACGUAUUUAUAAAGAUGUUCCUCUAAAGAUGUAAAUUGUUUACGAAAAUACUUGAUUGCUUUAAUACUACGAUGCAUUUAAUAAGUUAUAAUACGGAAUAUUCUACGGUCGCCAACAGAUUUUCUUAAUGGAUUUUGAAUUUUAUGUGUUUAGUGUAAGGUUCAAAAUCAGUUCUUGUAAUAUGACGUACAUGGAUAUAAAUAAAUGCCUGCUCAUCGAUUUUAAUUCACGAAUAGUUUAAAAAUUAUGCUACGAAUGUAGUCUUGAUAUUUGGCGAAGCCGUUAGAUUUAAAUUUUUUAAAAUCAUAAAUAUUGUCAAUUCCAAAUCAAAUUUCGCAGUACACUUUUAAGAAAUCAUUUAUCAGAUUGUUCUAGAAAUAUUGUUAUAUCUAGAGAAAAGUUUGAAAUUACACAUAUUAUUUGUAAUUUUUGUAUUGGUUCCGUGUGAAGUUUCGGACUAAUGUGUUCUAUUAUUACGGAAAAUGUCCAUAGAUGAGGUUUAAUUUUGUCAUCUUGUGGUUUGAUAAAUAAAGUGACUUAAUUAUUAA